Messenger RNA from Phoenix dactylifera (date palm), 935 nucleotides. Its product is annotated as DNA repair REX1-B protein. NCBI's taxonomy places the organism in Eukaryota, Viridiplantae, Streptophyta, Magnoliopsida, Arecales, Arecaceae. The record is from RefSeq and is a predicted model, not a curated record.
AGGCUGAAGGAGGUCGAGGGCGGGCAAUAAAAUAGCCGGACCCGAAGAGAAGCCCUGCAAAUUAUUGGGCGGAGAGUUAUCGAAAGUAGGGAGAACAAAGAGAAUGGAAGUUUGCGAGGGAGAUGAUGCGAGAGGCGCGGAAGCCAUGGACGUCGAUGGCAGCUCGAGGUCGGCGAAACUCGUCGAUCUCCUUCGAAGGUUUCUCGGAAUCCAGCAGAGGAGAGCAGAAGCUUACGCAAAGCUGCACAGGGGGUUUUCUGAAUAUAUGACCAAUGGAGGAGAGUUGUCCUACCAACAACUUUGUGGGGAGAUUACAGUAGAGUUCAAUGAUUGUUCAAAACAAGUUCUAGAAAUGGAAUCGCUGCUUUUGAUGCCAGAUCUCUGUCGUGACGAUCUUGCCGGCCUUCUACGGGAUGUUCAGGCACAAGAAAAACAAAAACUGCAUUUGACAGCGAGCAUUCAGAUCUUAAAGAAGGCUGGUCGACCCUCAGAGCGUCUGGUGAGCCAUGAGCACUGCCGGUUUAACAAGCCACAACAGCAUGAGUGUGUGCAUGUCCGCAAGAUAACAGAAGAUGCUGGAACGGAGGAUGCUGAAGCUGAUGCCGAGUAUGAUGGUGCUCUCAAGGAAGCCAUCCGGGGUGUGCAGGAUGCAGUGACCAGCAUAAAUGAGCACCUGGAGGAGGUCCGCUAUGAGAUUGAGGCACUCGAGUCGGAAUAGUACAUAAUAAACUUAAAUCCAUGUGUUUCUGGCUUCACUGAAUCUGGAAAUGGUUCGAUUAUAUUUAACUGCAUAUUUACAGAAGAACGUAGAGUAGGCUGGAUUUUCUUAAAAAUAAUUCUUAUGUGAUUAUAAGAUUAUUAGUUUUCUGCAAAUGAAAAUGGCUAUUGUAAGUUAAAACCUGUGCUUCUUCAAUAUCUAUCUGUUGUUUUUGAUA